Molecule: messenger RNA, 372 nt
Organism: Lobosporangium transversale
Lineage: Eukaryota; Fungi; Mortierellomycota; Mortierellomycetes; Mortierellales; Mortierellaceae
Product: calponin homology domain-containing protein
Exons: 2
Biological process (GO): actin cytoskeleton organization
Cellular component (GO): cell junction; plasma membrane; cell projection
Molecular function (GO): actin filament binding
Source: RefSeq, a predicted model, not a curated record
AUGCGGAUUCACCAAAUAGCCAAUGUCUCUAAAGCGCUAAAGUUCCUGGAGGAGAGGACUGAUGAGCCCCUGGGGUCGAUCGGUACUGAAGACAUUGUCGAUGGCAAACUCAAGCUGACCCUUGGUCUACUCUGGAUUAUCAUCUAUCGAUUUCAAAUCCAGCAAAUCGCCAACACUAUGACUGACCUAUACCCCUUUCUUGCCACGGAAGAUAUCCUUCAAGUUGAUGCUAAACAAGCACUUCUACGAUGGGUCCGAUACCAGCUCGAAGAUUAUUCAGAUGUCAUCCCGCCCAUCCAAGAUUUUCAUAGAUCUUGGCGGACAGGACUCGCCUUUGCAGCCUUGAUCCAUCGUCAUGACCCCGAAUUCCUU